Messenger RNA from Populus nigra (black poplar), 1746 nucleotides. Its product is annotated as CAAX prenyl protease 1 homolog. Gene Ontology annotation, cellular component: endoplasmic reticulum membrane. The transcript is spliced from 14 exons. The record is from RefSeq and is a predicted model, not a curated record. Gene Ontology annotation, biological process: CAAX-box protein processing. Lineage: Eukaryota; Viridiplantae; Streptophyta; Magnoliopsida; Malpighiales; Salicaceae. Bases 145 to 1419 code for a protein of 424 amino acids. Gene Ontology annotation, molecular function: metalloendopeptidase activity.
CCAAACAAAAACAUCCGGGUCGACCGGAUAGCUAAUUUGAUAAUUUAUACCAAAAUAAAAACAUGACCAUCACUUGAAGAAAGCAAAGCAAAAACCUCUCCAUUUUGGUUCUCACCCUCUGCUACUCUCAGAUUCCUCUCUACCAUGGCGUUUCCUUACAUGGAAGCUGUAGUUGGUUUUAUGAUACUCAUGUAUUUCUUUGAAACGUAUUUGGAUUUGCGACAACAUGCUGCUUUGAAACUGCCAUCUCUCCCAAAAACUCUGGAAGGAGUAAUCAGUCAAGAGAAGUUUGAAAAAUCUCGAGCUUAUAGUCUUGAUAAAAGCUACUUCAAUUUUGUUCAUGAAUUUGUUACUAUACUUUUGGACUCCGCAAUUUUGUUCUAUGCGAUAUUGCCUUGGUUUUGGAAGAAAUCUGGAAGCUUUCUGGUGUUGGUUGGUCUUGAUGAGGAGAAUGAAAUAUUCCACACCCUUGCUUUUUUGGCUGGUGUUAUGAUAUGGUCACAGAUUACAGAUUUGCCAUUCUCUCUCUAUUCAACUUUUGUGAUUGAGGCCCGCCAUGGUUUCAAUAAGCAAACAACAUGGCUGUUCUUUAGAGACCUAUUCAAGGGAAUUUGCCUUUCCAUUCUACUUGGCCCACCAAUUGUUUCAGCAAUUAUUUUAAUAGUACAGAAAGGAGGCCCUUACCUGGCCAUUUAUCUAUGGGCAUUCAUGUUUGUGCUUUCUCUCGUGAUGAUGACACUCUACCCAGUUUUAAUAGCCCCACUUUUCAACAAGUUUACCCCUCUUCCAGAAGGAGAGCUCAAGGAGAAAAUCGAGAAACUUGCUUUCUCUCUCAAGUUUCCUUUAAAGAAGUUGUUUGUUGUAGAUGGAUCCACAAGGUCAAGCCAUAGCAAUGCCUAUAUGUAUGGAUUCUUUAAGAACAAGCGUAUUGUCCUUUACGACACAUUGAUUCAGCAGUGCAAAAAUGAUGAGGAAAUUGUAGCUGUUAUUGCCCAUGAACUGGGGCAUUGGAAACUCAAUCAUACAAUGUACUCAUUUAUUGCUGUGCAGAUUCUUACUUUUUUACAAUUUGGAGGAUACACUCUUGUGAGGAACUCAACCGAUCUCUUUCGAAGUUUUGGGUUCGAUACACAGCCAGUGCUCAUUGGACUUAUCAUAUUUCAGCAUACAGUAAUACCUCUCCAACACCUUGUAAGCUUUGGUCUUAAUCUAGUGAGUCGAGCUUUUGAAUUUCAGGCUGAUGCUUUUGCAAAAAAGCUUGGUUAUGGCUCUGCUCUUCGGGCUGGUCUUGUGAAACUACAGGAAGAAAAUUUGUCAUCUAUGAAUACAGAUCCUUGGUACUCAGCAUAUCACUAUUCCCAUCCUCCUCUUGUUGAAAGACUGGCAGCAAUUGAUGAAGCAGAUAAGAAGGCUGACUAACAAGGGCAAUCUGUGGAUGGCUACCUCAGGAUUUAAUUCAUUUCAUUGCAACUGACAGAAUGCUGGAAUAGUCAGUCAGCAGUUGUAAUAUUACCUUAUAUGAGUUUUGUUGGAGCUUAACACUUAAUAGUUCAAGCACACCUUCUCAUGUCAGAACACAUUUCUCAGGUCAGAGAAGAGGGGAAUAGAAGGAAAGGGACAGGAGAAAAGCAACAGGAAACAGUGGAAUUUUAGUUAUACAUCAUGUUUGCAUGAGCUAAAUGAUCACAGAACCUGUUGAUUCAUGAGUUUUGAGUCUGAUAUGACAUGUUUACUAAUUUUGAGCCA